Molecule: messenger RNA, 2725 nt
Organism: Nannospalax galili (Upper Galilee mountains blind mole rat)
Lineage: Eukaryota; Metazoa; Chordata; Mammalia; Rodentia; Spalacidae
Gene: Prkcb
Product: protein kinase C beta
Exons: 17
Coding region: 209-2224 (671 amino acids)
Biological process (GO): protein phosphorylation
Molecular function (GO): ATP binding; diacylglycerol-dependent serine/threonine kinase activity; zinc ion binding
Source: RefSeq, a predicted model, not a curated record
AGCUGGACCGGCGGCAGCAGCUGGGCGAGUGACAGCCCAGCUCCGCGCGCGGCCGCCGCCAGAGCCGGCGCGAAGGGGAAGCGCGGCCCCGCGGUCCCCGGGCGGCUGCAGCGGCCGCCCAGUCCCGCGUUCUCCGGGCCCGCACCCCGCGGUCCCGCUGCCCCGGGGCCGCCACCUCUCGGGGCUCCCCGGGUCCCGUGCGCGCAAGAUGGCUGACCCGGCUGCGGGGCCGCCGCCGAGCGAGGGCGAGGAGAGCACGGUGCGCUUCGCCCGCAAAGGCGCCCUCCGGCAGAAGAACGUGCACGAGGUGAAGAACCACAAAUUCACCGCCCGCUUCUUCAAGCAGCCCACCUUCUGCAGCCACUGCACCGACUUCAUCUGGGGCUUCGGGAAGCAGGGAUUCCAAUGUCAAGUCUGCUGCUUUGUUGUGCACAAGCGCUGCCAUGAAUUUGUCACAUUCUCCUGCCCUGGCGCCGACAAAGGCCCAGCCUCUGAUGACCCCCGGAGCAAACACAAGUUUAAGAUCCACACCUACUCCAGCCCUACCUUUUGUGACCACUGUGGGUCCCUGCUGUAUGGACUUAUUCACCAGGGGAUGAAAUGUGACACCUGCAUGAUGAACGUCCAUAAGCGCUGUGUGAUGAAUGUCCCCAGCCUCUGUGGCACUGACCACACGGAGCGCCGUGGCCGUAUCUACAUCCAGGCCCACAUCGACAGGGAGGUCCUCAUCGUUGUUGUAAGAGAUGCUAAAAACCUUGUACCUAUGGACCCCAAUGGCUUGUCAGAUCCCUAUGUGAAGCUGAAACUGAUCCCUGAUCCCAAAAGUGAGAGCAAGCAGAAGACCAAAACCAUCAAGUGCUCCCUCAAUCCAGAGUGGAACGAGACCUUCAGAUUUCAGCUGAAAGAAUCAGACAAAGACAGAAGACUGUCGGUUGAGAUCUGGGACUGGGACCUGACCAGCAGGAAUGAUUUCAUGGGGUCUCUGUCUUUUGGGAUUUCAGAACUGCAGAAAGCUGGCGUGGAUGGCUGGUUCAAGUUACUGAGCCAGGAAGAGGGCGAGUACUUCAACGUGCCUGUGCCACCAGAAGGAAGUGAGGGCAACGAAGAGCUGCGGCAGAAAUUUGAGAGAGCCAAGAUCGGCCAGGGUACCAAGGUUCCAGAAGAAAAGACGACCAAUACCAUCUCCAAAUUUGAUAACAAUGGCAACAGGGACCGGAUGAAACUGACCGAUUUUAACUUCCUGAUGGUGCUGGGAAAGGGGAGCUUUGGCAAGGUCAUGCUCUCAGAACGGAAGGGCACAGAUGAGCUCUAUGCUGUGAAGAUCUUGAAGAAAGAUGUGGUGAUCCAGGACGAUGAUGUGGAGUGCACAAUGGUGGAGAAGCGGGUGCUGGCCCUGCCUGGGAAGCCGCCAUUCCUGACACAGCUGCACUCCUGUUUCCAGACCAUGGACCGCCUGUACUUUGUGAUGGAGUAUGUGAACGGGGGUGACCUCAUGUACCACAUCCAACAAGUUGGCCGAUUCAAGGAGCCUCACGCUGUAUUUUACGCUGCAGAAAUUGCCAUCGGUCUGUUCUUCUUACAGAGCAAGGGUAUCAUUUACCGUGACCUAAAACUCGACAACGUGAUGCUGGAUUCCGAGGGGCACAUCAAAAUCGCUGACUUUGGCAUGUGUAAGGAGAACAUCUGGGAUGGGGUAACAACCAAGACAUUUUGUGGCACCCCAGACUACAUUGCCCCAGAGAUCAUUGCUUAUCAGCCCUAUGGGAAGUCUGUGGAUUGGUGGGCCUUUGGAGUCCUGCUGUAUGAAAUGUUGGCUGGGCAGGCACCUUUUGAAGGGGAAGAUGAGGAUGAACUCUUCCAGUCCAUCAUGGAGCACAAUGUGGCUUAUCCCAAGUCCAUGUCAAAGGAAGCUGUGGCCAUCUGCAAAGGGCUAAUGACCAAACACCCAGGCAAACGUCUGGGUUGCGGACCCGAAGGAGAACGAGACAUUAAAGAGCACGCAUUUUUCCGGUAUAUUGACUGGGAGAAACUUGAACGCAAAGAGAUUCAGCCACCGUAUAAACCGAAAGCUAGAGACAAGCGAGACACCUCCAACUUCGACAAAGAGUUCACCAGGCAGCCUGUGGAACUGACUCCCACUGACAAACUAUUCAUCAUGAACUUGGACCAAAAUGAGUUUGCUGGCUUCUCGUAUACUAACCCAGAGUUUGUCAUUAACGUGUAGGUGAAUGCAGAUUCCAUUACCAAGCCUGGGGUGUGAGACUUCAGGCCAAGUGUCUGUUAUCAAUUCUAGUCUUCCAGGAUUCAUGGUGCCUCUGCUGGCAUUUAAUACGUGAAGAGCUUGCCUUAGAGGGCUUUUCUUUGUAUGUAUAGCUUGCUAGUUUGUUUUCUACAUUUGAAAAUGUUUAGUUUAGAAUAAGUGCAUUAUCCAAUGAUAGAGGUACAAUUUUCCAGACUUCCGGAAUCAAAUAAACCAACAAUGUCAAAACUUAACUGUGUCUGAUACCAAAAUGCUUCGGUAUUUGUAAUUUUUAAAGUCAGAAGCUGAUGUUCCUGGUCAAAGUUUUUACAGUUAUUCUCUAAUAUCUUCUUUGAAUGCUAACUAAGCAUGACUGAUAUUUUUAAAAGUUGUGAGUAAGCUUUGCAGUUACCGUGAACUCUUGUCUAUUGGAGGAAAUUUUUUGUUUAAGAAUUGGUAUGAUUAAACUGAAUUAAUAUAUGCAAA